AUGUUAAUUGGAACCUUUCCCCUUCCCACCCGAAUCAAAUGGCUACCCCAGAGAGUUCGUGUUGUCCACAUAUCCCCUACACCCCCACCCGCCACACACAUCACUGCAACUACGGAGAGGCCAUGUAGUACAAAUACCCUCUACCCAACACACACCACUGCAACUGCCCCAGAGAGUCCGUGUAGUCCACAUACCCUACCUCCAUACACCACUGCAGCUACCCCGGCGAAUCCGUGUAGUCACAAAUCCUCUACUUCCUACACACCACUGCAGCUACCCCGGAGAGUCCGUGAAGUCCACAUACCCUCUACUCACCACACACUACUGCACCUACCCCAGAGAGUCCGUGUAGUCCACAUACCCUACCUCCAUACACCACUGCAGCUACCCCGGCGAAUCCGUGUAGUCCACACAUCCUCUACCCUUCACACACCACUGCAGCUACCCCAGAGAGUCCGUGUAGUCCACACACCCUCUACUCCACACACACCACUGCAACUACGGAUAGUCCGUGUAGUACAAAUACCCUCUACCCAACACACACCACUGCAACUUACCCAGAGAGUCCGUGUACUCCACAUACCAUACCUCCAUACACCACUGCAGCUACCCCGGCGAAUCCGUGUAGUCCACACAUUCUCUACUCCCCUCAAACAACUGCAGCUACCCCAGAGAGUCCGUGAAGUCCACAUACCCCCUAUCCACCACACACUACUGCACCUACCCCAGAGAUUCCGUGAAGUCCACACACCCUCUACCCACCACACACUACUGCAGCUACCCCAGAGAGUCCGUGUAGUCCACACACCCUCUACUCCACACACACCACUGCAGCUACCCCGGCGAAUCCGUGUAGUCCACACAUCCUCUACUCCCCUCAAACCACUGCAGCUACCCCAGAGAGUCCGUGAAGUCCACAUACCCCCUACCCACCACACACUACUGCACCUACCCCAGAGAUUCCGUGAAGUCCACACACCCUCUACCCACCACACACUACUGCAGCUACCCCAGAGAGUCCGUGUAGUCCACACACCCUCUACUCCACACACACCACUGCAGCUACCCCAGAGAGUCCGUGUAGUCCACAUACCCUCUACUCCACACACACCACUGCAACUACGGAUAGUCCGUGUAGUCCACAUACCCUCUAUUCCCCACACACCACUGCAGCUACCACGGAGAGUCCGUGUAGUCCCCAUACCCCCCUACACCCCCCACACCACUGCAGCUACCCCGGAGAGUCGGUGUUGUCCACAUACCCCCCUACACCCCCCACACCACUGCAGCUACCCCGGAGAGUCCCUACCCCGGAGAGUCCGUGAAGUCCACAUACCCUCUACACCCCCCCACACACACACAACCAACACUGCACUUACCCCAGAGAGUCCGUGUAGUCCACACACCCCCUACCCACCACACACCACUGCACCUACCCCAGGGAUUCCGUGUAGUCCACACACCCUCUACUCCACACACACCACUGCAGCUACCCCGGAGAGUCCAUGUAGUCCACACACCCCAUACCCACCAUACACUACUGCACCUACCCCAGACAGUCCGUGUAGUCCACACACCCCAUACCCACCAUACACUACUGCACCUACCCCAGAGAGUCCGUGUAGUCCACACACCCCCUACCCACCAUACACUACUGCACCUACCCCAGACAGUCCGUGUAGUCCACACACCCCAUACACUACUGCACCUACCCCAGAGAGUCCGUGUAGUCCACACACCCUCUACUCCACACACACCAACACAGCUACCCCAGAGAGUCCGUGUAGUCCACACACCAUCUACUCCACACACACCACUGCAACUACGGAUAGUCCGUGUAGUACAAAUACCCUCUUCUCCACACACACCACUGCAGCUACCCCGGAGAGUCCAUGUAAUCCACACACCCUCUACUCCACACACACCACUGCAACUACGGAUACUACCCCAGAGAGUCCGUGUAGUCCAAACACCCUCUACUCCACACACACCACUGCAGCUACCCCGGAGAGUCCAUGUAGUCCACAUACCCUCUACUCCACACACACCACUGCAACUACGGAGAGUCCGUGUAGUCCACAUACCCUCUAUUCCCCACACACCACUGCAGCUACCCCGGAGAGUCCGUGUAGUCCCCAUACCCCCUAG
Mya arenaria is the source of this 2148-nucleotide messenger RNA. Its product is annotated as mucin-2-like. The record is from RefSeq and is a predicted model, not a curated record. NCBI's taxonomy places the organism in Eukaryota, Metazoa, Mollusca, Bivalvia, Myida, Myidae. Bases 1 to 2148 code for a protein of 715 amino acids. The transcript is spliced from 4 exons.